AAUAACGAUGAAGAAUUUGCUGGUUUUAUUUCUGUGUUUCUCUUUAUUCAGCUGCAGAGCCGGGUAUGGUUUGGCGCUGUACUCGUCUCUGGGAGAGAAUGUUAUCCUGCCUUGUGAGCAAUUCCAGGAAUAUGAAAACUCGUUAAUUUACUGGGUCUUUAGUCAGAAAUCUAAAUCUUUCCAGCUGGCCACGGGUGGGAACAUUAUAGACAAACAGCCAGAGAGAGCUGCAAGACUGGAGGUGCUGCCUGACUCGUCUCUGCGGAUACACGACCUGCACACAGAGGAUAGCGGCCAGUAUACCUGCCAACAAUUUGUAAAUGAGCAGUUUCAUUCAAGUCUGACUUUUGUUGUUCUGAGCCUGCUCACCAUUAUAGCUGACCCAAGAAGAGACUUAAAGAGAGGUACUGCUUUAUUUCUACAGUGCGCCCUGGUGUGUAAUGGUGGUAUUGCAGACUGCGGUCCUCCUGUCAAUGCUGAACUGACCUGGGUGGAUGAUGAAGGCACAGCCCUGCAGGGAGACAGGUUCAAGAUCACAAAACACAGAACACAUUCCACUCUGUCCCUGCAGCUGCAGAAAUCAGACCACAACAGGAGAUGGAGAUGCAACCUAACUGAGGGGGGUGAAGUAAAGGCUUCGUAUAGCUACACCACCACACUCACAGUCCCUGUUGAAGAUGUGUACUCCAUUGUGGGAGGAUUCGUUCACUUCCCCUGUGCAGAGACUUCUCAACUAGGGCCAGGGCAGCAAUUAAUUUGGUCCUUUACGAGAUCUGGGACCAACAGUGUCAAGACUCUAUUCACAUUCUCACCCAGUGGGAAUGUACUCAUCAAUGAUGAAGAGGUAGACAGGAACAGACUGGCAAUGUCAGCCAAUACUUCCUUGCUGAUCCCCAGUGUCCAGACAGCAGACAGUGGGCUCUAUCAGUGCUCACAGUACAAGGAUUUCAGUCGUGAGAAAAUCCAUCAGAGCUUGGCUCUGAACGUACUCUCUGGGAGUGCUGACCAGAUCUUACCCUUGCAGGCAGGCGCCAACGCCACCCUGACUUGCUCCUUGACUUGUUGGUUUGUAUCUACAUCAGCCAGGCUGGUCUGGAGCGACAGUAAUGGAAAUAGCCUGCAGGGCGGCGCUAGAGAGGGUUUUCUGAUCCAAUCGAACAUCACCAGCUCCCAGCUGUUUGUCACUGGCCUCCAGAGCUCUGAGCAGAUCAGGUGCAGUGUGGAGGAAGAGGGGGAGCAGAGAGUCUACCUGCAGUAUCUCAUUCAAGUACCAGUGUCCAUCUCUAAAGUGGAAUUGAUAAUCAGAGUCUUCAUCUUCUGUGCUGUUCUCAUAAUCCCACCCAGCAUCGGCGCUGUGGUGUACAUCAACAGGAGGAGCAAGCGAGCAGCACAGGAAGUGACCUCAGGGAUAGAGCUCACGCCUGUCAAGUGACUUCCUGUCGGCCCUGGAGUCACUUCCACAUUGUAGGCUUUCCCUUGUAAAAGUUUACCACAAAUUGCCAUGUUUUUUAAUAUGCUUUAACAUACUUAGCUAUUCUUUACAAUAGUUACCUUUGCUUUAUCAUGCUUUCACUGUGCUUGAUUACACUUUGCUACAGCUAUGGCCAAAAGUUUUGCAUUACCUAUU
Messenger RNA from Polyodon spathula (Mississippi paddlefish), 1627 nucleotides. RefSeq lists its product as uncharacterized. Bases 8 to 1432 code for a protein of 474 amino acids. The record is from RefSeq and is a predicted model, not a curated record. Lineage: Eukaryota; Metazoa; Chordata; Actinopteri; Acipenseriformes; Polyodontidae. The transcript is spliced from 6 exons. Gene Ontology annotation, molecular function: MHC class II protein binding; protein tyrosine kinase binding. Gene Ontology annotation, biological process: positive regulation of ERK1 and ERK2 cascade; interleukin-15-mediated signaling pathway; T cell activation. Gene Ontology annotation, cellular component: external side of plasma membrane; membrane raft.